Molecule: messenger RNA, 2370 nt
Organism: Maylandia zebra (zebra mbuna)
Lineage: Eukaryota; Metazoa; Chordata; Actinopteri; Cichliformes; Cichlidae
Gene: yif1b
Product: Yip1 interacting factor homolog B (S. cerevisiae)
Biological process (GO): endoplasmic reticulum to Golgi vesicle-mediated transport
Cellular component (GO): endoplasmic reticulum membrane; endoplasmic reticulum-Golgi intermediate compartment; COPII-coated ER to Golgi transport vesicle
Source: RefSeq, a predicted model, not a curated record
UGUUCACCUCUCAUGUCCGUUCAUCGUUACAUUUACAAGAGAAGAAGAAGAAGAGCGUAUUCACUUCCGUGUAAAAUUUCAUGAAUGACCACAGCUUCCCCAGUGUAGCUCGCUAACUAGUACCAACUUCGAGUAGUGUCGCUUGUUUGACAGCUGCCGCUACCGCCUGCUUGUUCUAAAAUGGAUUAUACUGCAACUCAAAGUGGGUUCAGACAGCGUAAGUUACAGCCCAGUAUGCGUCUAAGGAAUAGUCCAGGGGACAGUCCAGAUGGCAGUCAGCUGUUUGAGGAUACGAGCAGAGCUGGGCCUGGACCACAGGCAGGAUACAGGAACCAGCAGGCCGGCCCUCAAACUGCAGGAUUUCCUGGUCAGACCCUCCUGUCAGAGCCCAUGUCCAAUCUGGCCAUGGCAUAUGGCAGCUCGCUGGCAUCCCAGGGGAGAGAAAUGGUUGACAAGAAUCUGGAUAGAUUCAUCCCAAUUUCCAAGCUAAAGUACUACUUUGCUGUGGACACAGUGUACGUCGGGAAGAAGCUGGGCCUUCUAGUUUUCCCAUAUAUGCACGAAAACUGGGAGGUGAGCUACCAGCAGGACACUCCUGUGGCUCCGCGCUUUGAUGUGAACGCUCCCGAUCUUUAUAUUCCUACCAUGGGCUUCAUCACAUACAUCCUGGUGGCCGGACUGGCCCUCGGCACACAGAGCAGGUUUUCACCAGAGCUGCUGGGAGUUCAGGCAAGCUCAGCUUUGGUGUGGUUAAUCAUGGAAGUCCUGGUGGUCCUCCUGUCGCUCUACCUUGUCACUGUAAACACAGACCUCACCACUAUAGACCUGCUGGCCUUUGCUGGCUAUAAAUAUGUUGGGAUGAUUGUAGGCUUAGUGGCGGGCCUUUUGUUUGGGAAGCCGGCAUAUUAUCUGUCUCUGCUGUGGUGCUGUGCUGCCAUCUUUGUCUUCAUGAUACGCACUCUGCGUCUGAAGCUGUUGUCAGAAGCAGCAGCAGAAGGGAAGCUAGUGAGAGGAGCCAGAAACCAACUGAGGAUGUACCUCACCAUGGCUAUAGCAGCAGCACAGCCCAUUUUCAUGUACUGGCUCACUUUCCACCUCGUCAGAUAAAAACUCCAGCACUUGCACACAGAACUCGUCAUCUCACCUGACUAAAAUUUGAAAAAAGAAAAUAAACACAACAUACAUAUCAGAGAAGCUGGACUUGGAUGAAACACACAGCGACAUGAAGACUCCACGUACGUGUGGAGCUGAACAACACGCUACAAGACGACUUAGAGAAGAUGCGAGGCGUUACCGCCGUUUCACAGCACAGCCAUUUCAUUAGCAUUGCCUUUUUUAAGUCUUCGCAAUUUUGUAGCAAGAGCAAUUGGCUUUAAGUUUCUUUUUUUCUACUGUGUAAUUACUGCUUAAUUAUGUUUUUUUUUGUUUUGUUUUUUUUAGGAGUAUUUAUGUAUGUAUGUAUGUAUGUUUGUGUACAGCAAGAGUAUUAUUGCAGAUGUUUCAUGAGCGAUAUCUCUGAGCCAAGAAAAAGCGGUAACCUCAGACAGACCGUCCACUUAAUAAAAAGAACUCAAAUCUGGGUUUGAAAAUGAUCAAUUGGCUCUGCUUGAACGUUUGGACGAUGAAAGCUUUUCCCCUUCUAAUGUUUUUUUUUUUUUAAUGGCUGUAAUUGUCCAGCAACAUGAGUAAAAACAUCUAUCUGGAAACCAGGGUUACCCAGCUCGUCUAGAAAUGUCAUAUAAUGCCUAACCCCCAUUGUUCACACACUCUGUAUUGAUUCUGAAAAUAUAUAUAUUGUAUAAUUCACCCUGCUCCCCCCCCCCAAAAAGACACACUGCUAUUGAUAGCGGUCGUGAAACUCUUAACGAAUGCCUAGUCGGUGACGUCUGCGCUGUUCCCUCCCUCUGCCCCCCUGCAGGACGUCUCUACAGGAGAAGAGUGAAAGAUUGAACGUCAGAGGCGACAAAUGUGGUUAAGUUUAAAGAUUAGGGGUUGUUGUGUAGUGCAUUCACCUAAAGUCCUUUUUAUUUCAGUGUCUAACUUGACAUCUAUGCUGUUGCUAGCAGAUUUCCAUGGUUACCUGUAGUUUGCAUGAAAGAUGGUGACUUACCUGCGAACACUUGCCACCUACUAGUGGAGAGGCAAUAAAACUUGAAAGUGUGCAACACAAACAAGCGGAUAAUGUUUGCUUUCAAAGUAAACCUAAGAAAGUGUUUCCGGUUUGCUUUCUACUUUUCACAUUUUCGCUAAUACUCCACAAGUACUUUGUUACUGUUUGCAGCCAUUAGGUGUCAUACAAACUGUGGGCAACAAUGGCAAUCUGCUUGGAGUCAAGCACCCAAAGGUUUUCGGUCUUUGCGGUUAAUUUCA